UUGUUUUGGUCCCCCUCCCACCAGCUAAGGUCCCUGUGCUCUUCAUCUAUCUGUGUUUCUGCGAUCAGGUUGUUCUGUGACAGCAAACGGAAAUGAAGAAGUUUUUCGAUGGCUUUAAGAAAGACAUUAAGUUUAAAACUGCGGGACCUGGGAAGAAACUAACAGAAGAUACCAGUAGCAAGCCCGAGGUAGUGCAGAGCAGCUCCAGUAGCAAGAAUAAUCGCCAUGCUCCUAGUGAAGGAUCCCAGAUGGCUGGAGCCGCAGCCCUGGCCAGGAUAGAACAGCAUCAGCGGCCGAAGGUCUACACCUCUCAGGACGUCAUCAGGAACCAGGUUAAAAGAGAACUGGAGGCAACUGCACUGGCUGAGAAAGAAAAGGCAGAUACAGCAGAGGGAGCCAAAGUGCCAGUGAAAGAUCCCGCCUGUCUCUCAGUGUCAGGUGUGUAUUUCACAUGUCCGCUAACUGGAGCAACUCUGACUAAGAGUGAGAGAGAAGUACACAUUAAAGAGGCCAUUUUGAUGCGGUUUGAGGAGGAUAGAGUUGAGGCCUCUGUUAUGAUGAUCCACACAUUUAACAAAGACCGAGAGAAAGUGAAGGCUGCCGUGGACAUCAUAAGCAAGUAUAUUGAGAACAUAUGUAAGAAUCCCACAGAGGAGAAAUACAGGAAGAUUAAACUCAGCAACAAGGUGUACCAGGAGAAAGUUCGUUGUGUGGAGGGCAGCAGAGAGUUCCUGGAGGCCCUGGGCUUCACAAGCAUUAUGCUUCCUGUAGAGGGUCAAGAGGAGGAAGAGGAGUUCCUGGUGUUACUAGAGCAUAGCCCCGAUGCCCUGGAGUUGAUGAAGGAGAGGAGGGAUCGUCUCCAGAGAGGCGAGCCGGUCAGGGCUCAGCUGGACCGACAGCCUCAAGCAUUCAGAUCCUCUCCCAACGCCCAACGCUUCGAGCUGCCGCCAGAAUUCUACAACCUGACAGCCGAGGAGCUCAAGAGGGAGCAACAGCAGAGGAGUGAGUUGGUGGAGAAGAACGCCAUGCUGCGCACUAAAGCCAUGAGGGAGAAAGAGGAGCAGAGGGAGAGAAGGAAAUACAACUACACCCUGCUCAGGAUCAGACUUCCUGAUGGAAGCCUUCUACAAGGGACCUUCUAUGCGUGGGACCGGCUGCCUGUGCUGUUUACGUUUGUACGGGAGUCCUUGGUGGACGGCUGGCAGCCCUUUGAGCUCAUCGCUCCCGGAGGUCAGAAACUACAAGAGGCUGAAGAAGUCGCUCUCGCAGAGUGCAAUUUGGUCCCUGCAGCUCUGCUCACCUUCGCCUGGGAUGCCGCCGUGCAGGCGGACAUUGCAGCCGCGGGCGGAAAGAGCCCCGCCCUCCUCAAACCAGAGCUGUUGGAAACCAUUCGGACCCUGAGCUGAGCAGACCCUCUGUCCUUGAACG
Messenger RNA from Perca flavescens (yellow perch), 1428 nucleotides. It is a transcript of the gene ubxn6, whose product is annotated as UBX domain protein 6. Gene Ontology annotation, cellular component: cytoplasm. Gene Ontology annotation, molecular function: protein binding. NCBI's taxonomy places the organism in Eukaryota, Metazoa, Chordata, Actinopteri, Perciformes, Percidae. The record is from RefSeq and is a predicted model, not a curated record. The coding region runs from base 93 to 1406 and encodes 437 amino acids. The transcript is spliced from 11 exons.